Molecule: messenger RNA, 1958 nt
Organism: Abrus precatorius (Indian licorice)
Lineage: Eukaryota; Viridiplantae; Streptophyta; Magnoliopsida; Fabales; Fabaceae
Product: pentatricopeptide repeat-containing protein At2g44880
Exons: 2
Coding region: 1-1887 (628 amino acids)
Biological process (GO): RNA modification
Molecular function (GO): RNA binding; protein binding
Source: RefSeq, a predicted model, not a curated record
AUGCUCCAUAGUUUACCACAGAAUUUAGCAGACACAGAUGGAACAGUUAAAGACAGCGAAAAACCAAUGGGAGAGGCGUCACAGCCACAACGAACACUGUGGAGCCCCGAAGGAAGAAAAUGCUUACACCUUCUUCAACGGAAGACGAAGAGCUUCAACACCCUUCUCCAAAUCCAUGGCUUCAUGCUCCAUAACUCUCUCCACAAAAACCUCAAUCUCCUCACCACUUUCAUCACAACCUGCGCUUCCCUCGCUGUCUCUUCUUCGCGUCCCAACAACGCUGUCGCCAUUGUUCAACACGCUCGUCGUUUCUUUGAUCUCAUCGCCACCCACAACCGCGACCCAUUUCUCUGCAACUCCAUGAUCAACACCCACUUCGCCAUUCGCCAGUUCGUUGAGCCUUUCACCCUCUACAGAGAUCUUUGUAGGGAAAAAACCGCGUUUACACCUGAUGGGUACACAUUCACGUUGCUUGCGAAGGGUUGUUCCGCUUGCAUGGCCGCCAGAGAAGGCCUAGAGCUUCAUGGGGUUGUUGUCAAAAAUGGUUUUUGCUUAGAUUUAUAUGUGGCAACUGCGUUGGUUGAUAUGUAUGUGAAGUUUGGAGUUGUUGGUAGUGCAAGGAAGGUGUUUGAUGAAAUGUCUACGAGAAGCAGGGUUUCAUGGACUGCUAUUAUUGUUGGUUAUGCGAGGUGUGGGGAUAUGGACGAGGCUGGGAAGCUUUUUGAUGAGAUGCCUGAUAGAGAUGUUGCUGCUUUUAAUGUGAUGAUUGAUGGGUAUGUGAAAUUGGGGUGUAUGGGUUUGGCUCAGAAUUUGUUUGAUAAGAUGAGGGAUAAGAAUGUGAUUUCUUGGACUAGUAUGGUUUCAGGAUAUUGUCAUAAUGGUGAUGUUGAAUCUGCUAGGUUGAUGUUUGAUCUUAUGCCUGAGAAGAAUUUGUUUACUUGGAAUGCAAUGAUUGGGGGCUAUUGCCAGAAUAAACGGCCCCAUGAGGCGUUGAAGUUGUUUCGCGAGAUGCAAUCGGGUGCUACCGUGGAACCAAAUGAAGUGACUGUUGUGAGUGUUCUUCCUGCUGUUGCUGAUUUGGGUGCUGUGGAUUUGGGUGGUUGGAUCCAUAGGUUUGCUCAAAGGAAAAGGAUUGACCAGUCUGUUCGCGUCUGCACUGCACUGAUUGAUAUGUAUGCAAAAUGUGGUGAAAUCACAAAAGCAAAAUUGGUUUUUGAGGAGAUGGCUGAAAAGGAAACAGCUUCUUGGAAUGCUUUGAUAAAUGGUCUUGCAGUCAAUGGCUAUGCAGAGGAAGCGUUGGAGGUAUUUACAGCGAUGAUAAGGGAAGGGUUUAAACCGAAUGAGAUAACUAUGCUUGGUGUAUUAUCUGCUUGUAACCAUUGUGGCCUGGUAGAGGAAGGAAGAAAAUGCUUCAAAGCAAUGGAGAAAUUUGGAAUUGCACCUGAGAUUGAGCAUUAUGGUUGUAUGGUUGACCUUCUAGGAAGGGCUGGAUGCUUGGAAGAGGCUGAAAAUUUGAUUCAGACCAUGCCUUAUGAUGCUAAUGGGAUAAUAUUGAGUUCUUUUCUAUUUGCUUGUGGUUACUUUAAUGAUGUUUCGCGGGCUGAGAGAGUGCUGAAAGAGGUGGUGAAAAUUGAUGAGGAUUGUGCUGGAGACUACGUGAUGUUAAGAAACCUGUAUGCUACAGAGAAAAGGUGGACAGAUGUGGAGGAUGUUAAACAAAUGAUGAAGAAAAGAGGAACAAAUAAAGAGGUUGCUUGCAGUGUUAUUGAGGUUGAUGGUAGCUUCAGAGAGUUUGCAGCUGGUGAUUACUUUCAUUCACAUCUGGAGGUUAUUCAGUUAACCUUGGAGCAGUUAUGUAAGCAAAUGAAAGCCGAAAUAAUCUGUUGACAUUGAAAACAUGAGAAAGCUGAAAGGAGAGGUCAAAGGGAAGUGAAUGAAAAUUGGAAAGCAGAAAGGAG